Molecule: messenger RNA, 439 nt
Organism: Chionomys nivalis (European snow vole)
Lineage: Eukaryota; Metazoa; Chordata; Mammalia; Rodentia; Cricetidae
Product: mitochondrial import receptor subunit TOM20 homolog
Exons: 2
Coding region: 1-435 (144 amino acids)
Biological process (GO): protein targeting; protein import into mitochondrial matrix; tRNA import into mitochondrion
Cellular component (GO): mitochondrial outer membrane translocase complex; mitochondrial outer membrane
Molecular function (GO): transmembrane protein transporter activity
Source: RefSeq, a predicted model, not a curated record
AUGUGGACAGAGAACUCUGGAAAGAAAAAAAGCAGAGUUGUCAUUCAGAUACAGAAUAACCAGAAUGGGAAUAAUGGAGACGAGGAAGUCCCCAACUUCAAGAACAGGCUGCGAGAACGAAGAAAGAAGCAAAAGCUUGCUAAGGAGAAAGCUGGGCUUUCAAAGUUAUCUGACUUAAAGGAUGCUGAAGCUGUUCAGAAGUUCUUCCUUGAGGAGAUACAGCAUGGUGAAGAGUUAUUAGCACAAGGUGACUACGAGAACAGUGUAGACCACCUGACAAAUGCUAUUGCUGUGUGUGGGCAGCCUCAGAAGCUGCUGCAAGUGUUACAGCAGACUCUCCCACCACCAGUGUUCCAGAUGCUUCUGACCAAGCUUCCAACCAUUAGUCAGAGAAUUGUAAGUGUUCAGAGCUUGGCUGAAGAUGAUGUGGAAUGAGCCA